UCCUCUUAACAUAAAAAAAGAGACAGAGACAAGUUUUCUUUUCAUUUUCAUCUCUCUCUACAAAAAUGCAAAUUCCUUCCAUCACCAAUUCUUAUAAAUAAAUAUCAGAGACUAAGAUCUAAGUGCCUCUUUUCCUAAUUAUCUCAAAAAUAUUCUAAAAAAUGGCAUUGGGUGGAGGUGGUCCUCAGAGAGGUUCUAAUGCCGCAGCCGCUGCCAAUCUACGACGUAGGAGGACAACUAGUGGUGGAGCCGCUGCUGGAGGAGCCGGUGGUACUAUGCUCCAAUUCUAUACUGAUGAUUCACCAGGACUCAAGAUUUCUCCUAAUGUUGUGCUUGUUAUGAGUAUUGGUUUCAUUGCUUUUGUUGCUGUCCUUCAUGUCAUGGGUAAGCUCUACUUUGUCCGCAGAGAAGGAUAGGAGUAUUGGUUUCAAUGCUUGUUAUGAGUAUUGGUUUCAUUGCUUUUGUUGCUGUCCUUCAUGUCAUGGGUAAGCUCUACUUUGUCCGCAGAGAAGGAUAGGAGAAUUUUGAUAUUUGGGUUCCAACUGAUUGAGAAUUCCUUUAAGACAGACAGAGUUAUUAGAUUUACCUUUCUUUAUUUUCCUUGUACUGUAAUGGAUUUAUACAGAAUUUCCCAUUUCGAGUAACUGGUUUUUGUAAGUUGUUCCAACAUCUAGAAAGGAAUUGCCGGACCAAA
This is a messenger RNA of Lycium barbarum (goji berry), 694 nucleotides long. Its product is annotated as protein transport protein Sec61 subunit beta-like. The coding region runs from base 162 to 416 and encodes 84 amino acids. Gene Ontology annotation, cellular component: endoplasmic reticulum membrane; Sec61 translocon complex. The record is from RefSeq and is a predicted model, not a curated record. Gene Ontology annotation, biological process: intracellular protein transport. The transcript has 2 exons. NCBI's taxonomy places the organism in Eukaryota, Viridiplantae, Streptophyta, Magnoliopsida, Solanales, Solanaceae.